CUCAUUUCUAUUGUAUACACAUGGAUUCCAUGUUUGUUUGAAGAAGAAAAAACCGUUUCAGUUUCAAUUUUUCAAUUUUCUGUUCUGUCAAUUUCAUUCAUUAUUUUAAGCCAUAGUAACUGGAUGAUAACAGUUUAAGCCUAUGAACAUAUACAUGUAUAAUACACUAACUAUUUUCAUAAACGUGAUAAUAAUACAAAGUAGUUCAAUCCAAUUUACAUUAUCAAUAUAACAAUUAAAGCAUAUUCAAUAUAAUUUUAAUAAGAAGAAUUAUGUUUAUUUAUUUAUUUGUUUGUUUGUUUGUUUAAAAAGAAAUCCACUUCUAUUCUACAUUGAUUAAAACAAUCAAAAUUGUAACUAUGCUAUGAAUUAUAUAAGUGUGAUUGAAGAAGACAUCCAAAUUAAACACUGAAUAUAUAUACAUAUAUAUAUAUAUAUAUACUACUAAGAAUCAUAAUGUAUGGAGCAACAACAGGUUCUAAGAAAGGAAAAAGAAUAGGAACACAGUUUCAAAUACUUCCUUCUUUAUGCCUGUUACUACUCAUGAAUGAGCAUAAGCCGAAACCAGCAUUCUCCAUGCAAACCUGUCCUGAGCAAUCCUUCCCUGUUAUUUCCAGUUGCUAUUCAUCCUUUUCAUGUCUGUUUCCAAUUACCAAGUCAAUGUGUUCUUCGGCCUUCCGCUUUUCGUUCCACUUCAGUAUUAAAAAUUUAACAUCGUAUGAUUUAAAAAGUUUAGAUCUUCAAACUAAACCAAUUUCAUUACAUAAAUUAGAAAUGAUGACGAAUUUUACACGAAAAGAAUUACAAUUAUUAUAUCAAGGAUUUAAACAUAUUUGUCCUUCAGGUGUUGCCAGUAAAGAAUCUUUCAUAGGAGUAUAUAGAAGGUUUUUUCCUAAUCGUGCAUCUAGUGCUUAUGCUCAAUUAUGCUUUCGAGUUUUUGAUCAAUGCCAAACAGGACAAUUAACAUUUGAGCAAUUUGCCUGUGGUCUAUCACAAUUAGCAAAAGGUUCAAAUUUAGAUAAAAUUAAAUGGAUAUUUAGUUUAUAUGACAUUAAUGGAGAUGGUUAUAUAAGUAGAUCAGAAUUAAAAGAAGUUAUACAAGCUAUUUAUGAUUUACUUGGUGAUAAACUACUCACUGGUAACAUUGUACAAGCUAUUGAAGAUAGAGUUAAUACAAUGUUUAAUAAAUAUGAUCUUGAUCAUGAUGGUAAAAUAUCAAAAGAUGAAUUUUUUAGUGUUUCUACACAAGAUCCUGAUUUUAUAGCAAAUUUAAGUUUAUUCGAUACAAUCACAUAGUCAAUAUGGAAGAUAUAAAACUAUUAUGAUCUUUAAAUGAUCAUUAUCAUAUUAAUCAAUCAAUAGGAAACACUUAUAAAAUGAUACAAUGUAAAUAUCAAAAUAUGAAGUGAUUAGAAUGAAACAUGGAACAGUGAAUGACCCCCCCCGUCCUGCCACCCGAAAAAAAAUUAUUCUUUCAGACAUUGAUACACUAUUACAUCAGAUAACAGAUUACACUAUGGUUAUAUUACAUAAUCAAUUGAUAUUUCAACUUACUUAGUUGAAUGCCGAAUCUUUUCUUUUUCUUUUCUUUUCAUGAUUUCGUCAAUGUUUCAUGUAAUUGAAUGAAGAGAAGAAAAAUUAUUUUAUGAAAA
Messenger RNA from Schistosoma intercalatum, 1652 nucleotides. The record is from the annotation of a GenBank genome assembly. Lineage: Eukaryota; Metazoa; Platyhelminthes; Trematoda; Strigeidida; Schistosomatidae.